This is a messenger RNA of Erpetoichthys calabaricus (reedfish), 6555 nucleotides long. RefSeq names its product transforming growth factor, beta receptor III (gene tgfbr3). The transcript is spliced from 17 exons. NCBI's taxonomy places the organism in Eukaryota, Metazoa, Chordata, Cladistia, Polypteriformes, Polypteridae. The coding region runs from base 386 to 2944 and encodes 852 amino acids. The record is from RefSeq and is a predicted model, not a curated record.
GUGGAAGCGGAGAUUACGCGUAUAAUAAUCCAGAUAGAAAAAGUUUUUCAGUCUUAGGGUCGUUCUGAAAUUACCGCUUACCCUUAAACGCGAUCUUCUUUUGUGGAUAGGUGUUGGAUGCGCGAAUGCUUCAGUGGUUAGUGUUUUUAAAGGAAGGAAAGAGAGAGGCACACGAAAGGAUUCCGUUUACUUUACUGCACAAGAGAGAAGGUACGAAGAUUCUUCAAGAAAAGUUUGAAGAGCGCUUUCACUGUCCCGGAGAAAACAACUGAGGGCAUUGACCAAUAACAAAGUGACAAAAGCAGCUGCAUUCUGUGUGCAUCAGUGUAGACAGCAACAGCCAAGGAAAAGUGGAUUGGAAGACAGAAGAUACAAAUUAAGGCCAAUGGCUCAGUCUCAAGUUCUGGUUUUCACUCUGUUAUCCCUAUGGGGCUCUGUGUCUACUGGCCCUGUGGCUCAUAAUGACUGCAUACUCUCCCCCAUCAGUGAUGAGCACCCAGUCCGUCCUUUCCUGGAGAGCUUUACUGUUCUGUCAGGGUGUGCAAGUCGAGGCACGACCAGCCUACCCCAGGAGGUUCACAUCAUCAAUUUGCGGAACUCGGAAGAGGAAUCUAGCCAGCAUGGAAGAGAGGUGACUCUUCAUUUAAGGCCAAUGAGCUCAAUCUUGAUUCACCAAAAGCCUCUGGCAUUUGUCCUUAACUCACCUCACCCAGUGCAAUGGAAAGUGAAGACUGAGAAGCUAGCACCUGGAAUCGAGCGCACAUUUUAUGUGUCUCAGGGAUCAACAGUGCAUUUUGACACCAGAAACAACUCCCUCCCAUUCAAGAACAUCACAGAGAAUCUUCCUCAUAUUAAUGAGGAUCUUUUAGUCUGGGCAGAGAAGAAAUUCACAGCUGUAACUUCCUUCACUGAACUAAAGAUUGCUGAGAAUGUCUACAUCAAAGUUGGCGAAGGCCCAGUAUUUCCCAUGACUUGUACUAUUGAGAAGAACUUCCUAUCCCUAAAUUAUCUGGCAGAGUACCUGGUGCCUAAGGCUGCAGAAGGUUGUCUGCUAUCCUCCUCAAAAGGGUCCAGAGAUGUUCACAUCAUAGAGCUGCAAGCUCCAGACUCCAGUAGUUACAGUGCUUUCCAGGUGGAUAUAACUGUUGACGUCAGGCCUCUUGAAGCAAACACCAUGGUUCAUAGAAACCUUGUGCUUAUCCUGAAGUGUGAGAAGCCAGUCAACUGGGUAGUCAAGUCGCAUGGAGUCUCUGGAAACCUGGAAGUAGUGACUUCUGAUGGCUGUGGGCAAAGUAGUGACACUUCAUCAUUUCAAGUGCUGAAAACUAAAAAGGUGAAAAAUCUGCCAUCAACUGCCGAGCACCUGAUCCACUGGGCCAAAACAAACCAUUAUAGUCCAGUUACCUCCUACACCAACUCUCCAGUUGCAAAUCAUUUUCAAGUGAGGCUGUCAAAAGAUGAAGACAUUGAAAGCUAUUCAGUUCCACCUAUGCUAAAAGUACUUCAAAACAGCAGACAGCAAUUUGGGCCAAUACAUCAGGACGGUUUUCCUUUUAGCAUUCCACAUCCCCUAGACAGGGACGAUGAGGAUGGUCGUGACAUCUUGCAUUCACUGUUUAGUCUACUGCCAUUUGGAAAAGAUCACAGCCCACUUUCUGAAGAUGUGAAGGAGCCUGAAGAAGCUCAAGGCAGUCUGAAUGUUGGAAUGACAGUGAAAUGUGAGCCAGACAGAAUGCUUGCUGUUGUGGACAAAGAAAGCCUCCAGGCUAAUGGAUACAUUGGAGCAGAUUUGACUUUGUUGAAUUCAACGUGCAAGGCAAAAGAAAACCAAACCCACUACAUCUUGGAGGCGCCUUUCAGAGGCUGUGACACAGCCUUUUACCAGCACCUUGGCUCAUUUGUCUACAAGAAUGCAAUCCUAAUAAACCAGUCAAAUAUAUUAGAUGGAAGUGGAUUGCCAGGAGAGUACGAAGAUAUGGAGCCAUCCGGAGACAACGAUUUUCCUGUAGAUCAAAUUGACUCUUAUCUCGGCUCAGUGAAGAAAGUGCCUCAAAAAAUUUGGUUCAACUGCACAUCUGGGGUACCACCUGAGAACAGUGGUCCGUCACGUCGACAAGGGCAUGGAAGAAAACCAGUGAACAAUGUCGUUUUCAACAUGGACCUAUACAACAACAGUCUCUUCCGCUAUCCAUCACAGAGCAUUAUUACUGUCAUGGAGAACAACAAGAUUUUUGUCGAGGUUUCCAUAACCAAAGAAGAACAAGAUUUAGGCUUUUUAAUUCAAACCUGCUUCAUCUCUCCAGACUCUAAUCCAAGUAUCUCAUCAGACUACACCAUCAUUGAAAAUGUUUGCCCAAAGGAUGAGUCGAUUGACUUGUACCCUCAGAACACAGACUUCCCUGUGCCACAUACACAGACUGAUAAAAAGAGGUUCAGCUUCAUACUGAAGCCAAAAUUCAAUGUGUCCCUGCUCUUCCUGCAUUGUGAGCUCACAUUGUGUACCAAGAAGGAAGAGGAGAAUUCACAACUGGUCAAGUGCAUCCCACCAGAUGAAGCUUGUAUCUCUGUUAACUUUGGGAUGAUAAUGAAAAUGAUGCAGUACAGAAAAACUUCCACAAAACCCCUGGUAAUGGUGUCAUCUAUAGUGAAAUCCACAGAAGGUAUGUAUAUCCUCCCUAACAGAAAUCAAGACAAAGCUCAUACAACUAAAAAACCUUCUAUUGUGCAUGGAUUGGACACACCGACUGUCGUUGGAAUCGCCUUUGCUGCAUUUGUCAUUGGCGCCUUGUUGACAGGAGCCCUGUGGUUUAUUUACGCACGCACAGGUGACGCCACAGUUCACAAGCAAGUGCCCACCUCACCCCCGGCCUCUGAAAACAGCAGCGCAGCCCACAGCAUUGGAAGCACGCAGAGCACGCCAUGCUCAAGCAGCAGCACAGCCUAGCGCCGGGGAGCCAAGCACCGCAAGGCAGCUUCACCUUUCUUCUUCGAUGCUACCUUUCCUGGAAUGAAAGAAAUACAUUCUUUGGUUUGCUUUUGAAAGCCAAUUACAUUUUUGUUUUACCGAAACCAAAAAGAAAACAAAUAGCCUGAUGUGUUUUCACCAUCUUCAUCCGUUUAAAACAUUCAAGAAUCCUGCAAGCACAUCACACUUUAGUGUGGAGCAAAAUAACCAAAGAUUGUAAAGUGACUUAAAGAAACGCACAGCCUAAUGGGAAAAUUAGGUCACGAUUUACGGCUUUAAUCUUAUUUUAUUUCUGUUCCAAAUGCUGCUUUUAAUUAUCAUCCUUUGAUGAUGGAAAUUAAGCUUUUAGGGUGGAGUUGUGUGAACCAGAUAUUUAAAAAAGCCUUCAUUUUGAUACGUACCAGCAUCAGAAGUAAGUACCAAAUUAAAAAUAGUAAAUAAUGUCUGCUAGCAAAAGUCUCUGGCAGACGUAGUGAGUUUAUUAUAGAAGUUAUUUAACUUGGCAAUGAGGAAUGUUUGCAGAAAAAACAAGAUUGUUGCUUUUUCUGACAAGUAAAUAACUUUGUGACAUGAAUAAGUCAGAUACCGUUUAUAUAUAAUAAUAAUAAUAAUAAUAAUAAUAAUAAUAAAUAUGCAAAUAUUGGUAGUAAUAUAAAAAGAUGACGUUUUAUCUUUUUAGUGCCUUUGCCUUGUAAAAGGUGUGGUUUUUGUUAGCCCCCAAUACAGACAAACAUUACCAGUCUGUUUAAGAAGGGGCAUUAACAAAAAAUCAAAGGCUGGAAUACCCCAGCAUGUCCCAUAACCGAACAUUAUAACACACACACACACACACACACAUGUAUAUACUGUGUAUAUAUUAAAUUAAAUAGUAAUGAAACCAAACAAAAGUUUAAAAUUGGGGUUAAUACCACUUCAUCAUACCUUUUAUGUGAUCUUUGUAACCGUUGAAUAAAGCUGAGCUUUACAAUUAAAAGCUGAGCUCCGCUCCUCAACUCCUGCGUGGCGCUUGGCAGAAAAAGACAAACAGUUGAUUUCUGUUAAGUUCAACUGUCCCAACAAAAGUUAUGACCCGAAAAAUGUUAACCAUCCUGGUGUACGGCUGGAUCAGAAAGUCCACCCAGUUUAGUGCAAUUGGAAGUAAGCCCAUUCCCCGAAUCUCCCAGUGCCGUUCGGUCUCCAGUCUCAUCUAUGGCGACACUCCCGCGUGUUUAGCCAAGUCUCUGGAAGGUGUCUGCCACACAACCCCCUCAUGCACUCGUGAAGUGCCACUUGUCAUUCGUUAUCAAGGCACUAUACGUGCAGUGGCAGACCCUUCAUUUGGCGUCGCAUGAAUGUUUGAACACCUGCAACCCUGAAACGCGAAUGCCUUCCAUUCCAAUGCUGGGUUGGGGAAAAAGAGAAGGUCAGAAGGGAGCGCGCUGGGACGGCAGGGAGAGGUAAAUAUCGGAGGAAGCGACUCUCAUGAUCCACGUAGACUACUUCGUCAUUGUCAGAAUGCAAAACUGUGUGUAACUUUAACAGCAUUGCUUGCUGCAGUCUGUAAUUUGUAGAAUGUAUUUUUUAUCUGAAAUGUAUUAAAUAUUUGUUGUAUGUAAACAUUUAUAGAUGUCUUCAAAGAAGAUAAAUGUAUUUUAGUAACACAGCUAUAUUUUUUACUACUUUGUCGACAAUGUGUGUAAAUUCAAAAUUAUUAUUUCAAAGUAUUUACAAACAGAGCCAAUCUAUAAAGUCAUUUUAAUUCAUGUACUGUGAAUGAUUAUGCUACGUUAUUUUUGCUACUACCAUGUAAAUUGCUCCUUUCAGCUGUCUGUCACCUUAAGAUUGUUGUAUAUAAAAUACUUGCUUCAGUUGAAAAAAAGCUUUCUACAAAUUAGCCAACACAUUGAACGUGCGUUUAGAGCGCCAUAUGGAUCAGGCCUACUACGCUCUAUUUGUUGUGUUGCAAAACCAAAGGAUCCCAAAAUACUAAACUUUUUUAUUUUUUGUAAUAUAUUGAAUAAAGUGUGUGAGAAAUACAAAGAUGCACACAGACACACACAUGUAUAUGGCGUUUGAACUGAAUUUGACAUUUUUUUAAGUGUUUUUUGGCCAAGAUGUUUUAAUGUCAUUACUUAUUCAGCACUCCAUACUUUGAAGUGGGACCCCUGAACUGAGACAUGUGCUAAUUUGAUGCCCCUUAAAUUUGUGCCAGCUUGGUCAUCCUCAUCUAGCUCUUUGUCAGGGAGGGUUUUUAUACCCACUAAUCUUGUCACCCUUUCCCCACUUCGAAUCCUUCAUUUUUACAAACCCAAUUAUUUUUUCUAGGGCCGCAAAUGUAUGUUUUUCAACCAUUAAUUUUAAAAGGUUCAGGUUAGGCUUAGGGAUCUUCUGUGGAUUGAAUACAGGAUGACCAAAUUGUCCUGAAAAUCAGGACAAGACCAUAAAUGAAUGGUCUGCUAACUCUCCCUGAAGUCAAGAAUAAACCAAGUUCAGUCCAGGAAAUAUGCAAACCUCCAUGAAGGUGAAUCACAAGUGCCUAAGAACUUGAGAAGUCGGGGACAAAACUGAGCAAUCUCGGGGGGUUCUGACAUAAUGGAGGCUUGUUAUGUUGGCUCCACUCUUAGUCCCAGUCCAUUCAUUUUACUCAGAUGAUGUAUUCUUCAGCGACACAUCUGGGCAGUUUUAUGUAGCCUGUCGCAACACAAAGAAGCGAUUUCCACCAGUCUGACAAUUGAGAGUGGAUGUGUGUCCUGUUGACUCAUGUAUUGUGUAGGAGGAACUCGUCUCCAGCCAUCCUCCUGUGGCAUCUUCAUUUGAUUUGAUUGGAUUUUCCAAACUGUUGUAUUACAUCCAUUGAUCUAAGACAAGGCAGGCACUCCAUUUGCCCUUAUUACUCUCACUUUAGGUGAGUUUGUAUUUCUUUUUUAACUCUUCUCUCAAUCAGAUACCAAUGAAUGCCUUGUACAGAAUUUAAUGAUUGAACAAACGUCUGCUUACACGUACAUUGGAAAGGACCCCAUAACGCAUGAGUUAAGACCCUCAUGUCAAGAGGCAUUUUAUCAGGCACAGUAACUGAAUGGGCUAACUACAUAAGUGUGGCAAACGCUUGCUCUUAAGAGUAGAGAGAUUCAAAGAAGAGGACAUCACAAUCCACACUGCAACAUCCAUAAAUAGUCGAGCAAUGUUCUAGCAAUGAGGACGUGAAACAUGAUUUCACUGCUCACCUUCGCAUCUCUCUCGAUGGUCAGCUUUGAAAAUUCGAUUCACUUUAAGGUUAAAAGAGAAAAACAUUUCUUCUUACUUUCACAGAGAUUGUAAAUGUUUCAUUUUGGCAGUUCUUACCAAGUGUUAUCUACCUCACCAGUUUUAUUAAAUAUUCUUUUUUUUUUUACUUUGAUGAGAUUUUUGAUGUAGCAGUUUUAUAAGUCCCAGUGUAUAUAGAAAAGAACGAAUGUAUUGGAUUAAACAAAAGUUAGCAAUGUAACACAUCUGCCUAUGACCAAAUGCAAUUUGUCUCAUGUUUUAAGCUGUUGAAAAGUGCCUUUGCUGUAAAUAGCUCUGUGUAUGUUUUUGUUUUUUCAGAAUAAUAAAGUUGUACCAGCACUCAAGAA